This is a messenger RNA of Esox lucius (northern pike), 2762 nucleotides long. It is a transcript of the gene syk, whose product is annotated as spleen tyrosine kinase. Gene Ontology annotation, molecular function: ATP binding; non-membrane spanning protein tyrosine kinase activity; signaling receptor binding. NCBI's taxonomy places the organism in Eukaryota, Metazoa, Chordata, Actinopteri, Esociformes, Esocidae. Gene Ontology annotation, biological process: adaptive immune response; cell differentiation; intracellular signal transduction. Gene Ontology annotation, cellular component: cytoplasm; extrinsic component of cytoplasmic side of plasma membrane. Bases 313 to 2172 code for a protein of 619 amino acids. The record is from RefSeq and is a predicted model, not a curated record. The transcript is spliced from 15 exons.
ACGUGGCCAGAAACCUCCUAUAAGCACCUGCCAAGUCAAUUAAGCCAAUGCCUGGGCAACGUGUGUUUCUCCUGGUCUUUCUAUUUGCCAUCAAGGGCCCUCAGAAGAAACUUUUCCUGGUGUUGCAACAUUUGAAGUGACCUGCUCAACAUCCUGCUCAGCCCCGCUGCCAGUUGAACAUGGUUGCCUCAGCGAAGGGCCACAGACUGCAGUAGAGGCAGUGGUGCAGAAGUUUCUUCCAAGGUCUCCAUUGAGAGUCAUAGCUGAGCUUCGGUCCAGGAUCUACGGUGCAGCCGAGAACCGGGUUCCAAAAUGUCUGACAGAGUAAACUCCUUGCCCUUCUUCUACGGCAACAUCACCCGAGAGGACGCGGAGGACUACCUCCGUCAGGGGGGCAUGAGCGACGGCCUGUACCUGCUACGGCAGAGCCGCAGCUACUUGGGGGGCUACGCCCUGUCGGUGUCCUUCCGGCGGGAGUGCUACCAUUACACCAUUGAGAGGGAGCUCAAUGAAAUGUACGCCAUUGCCGGCGGGAAAAGCCACCGGACCCCGGUGGACGUGAUCGACUACCACUCGCAGGAGUCCGAUGGCCUGGUGUGUCUGCUGAAGAAGCCCUGCAACAGACCCAAAGGCAUGCAACCGAAGGUGGGGCCUUUCGAGGACCUCAAGGAGAAGAUGAUCAAAGAGUACGUGCAACAGACCUGGAACCUGCAGGGGGCGGCUCUGGAGCAAGCAAUCAUUAGCCAGAGACCUCAGCUGGAGAAGCUGAUAGCCACCACAGCCCAUGAAAAGAUGCCCUGGUUCCAUCACACCAUCACGCGCGAGGACUCCGAAACACGCCUCCAGAUGGGAUCGCGUAUAAAUGGCAAAUUUCUGAUACGACAGCGGGACCUCCAUGGCUCCUACGCGCUGUGUCUCCUCCAUGGGGGCCAGGUCAUGCACUAUCGCAUCGACAAGGACAAGGCCGGCAAACUCUCCAUUCCUGACGGGAAGAAGUUUGACACCCUGUGGCAGCUGGUGGAGCACUACUCCUACAAACCAGAUGGGCUUCUACGUGUGCUGACUGAAUCAUGCCCUCGACCUGAGGGUGAAAACCGCGGCGGAAUUGGACUACAUGUUCCGAACAAUCUAUUGGAGGCGGCAGGUGGAAUGUUCUCCAGACUCAAAUCCUACACCCUGCCAAUACCUGGUCGAAAAAAGAUCCGAAGUGUCUCCGUCAACAAAACCACAGAAAUCCAAAACCCUUAUGAAACCAGAGGACCAAAUAGCCUGGUCAGCAGAGAGUCCAUGCCGAUGGACACGGAGGUGUAUGAGAGUCCGUACGCUGAUCCAGACGAGUUGAGGACCUCCACUGUAGACCGUUCACAGCUCUUCCUGGAAGACGGAGAGUUGGGCUCUGGGAAUUUCGGAACUGUCAUGAAGGGCAUCUACAAAAUGAGGAAGACGGAGAAGCCGGUGGCGGUGAAGAUCCUGAAGAACGACGACAACAACCCAGCGGUGAAGGAGGAGAUGAUGCGUGAGGCCAACGUCAUGCAACAGCUGGACAACCCCUACAUCGUCCGCAUGAUCGGCAUCUGCGAGGCUGAGAGCCUCAUGCUGGUCAUGGAACUGGCCGAACUCGGGCCGCUCCACAAGUACCUCCAGAAGCACAGGCAGAUCUCUAUGAAGAACGUCACAGAGCUGGUGCAUCAGGUUGCCAUGGGGAUGAAGUACCUGGAAGAGCAUAAUUUUGUUCACAGGGACCUGGCGGCCAGAAACGUCCUGCUGGUCACUCAGCACUAUGCCAAGAUUAGUGACUUCGGCCUGUCCAAGGCUCUCACAGAGGAGGAAAAUUAUUAUAAGGCGAAAGGUCAUGGAAAGUGGCCAGUGAAAUGGUACGCCCCCGAGUGCAUGAACUAUUUCAAGUUCUCCUGUAAGAGUGACGUGUGGAGCUUCGGGGUCCUGAUGUGGGAGGCGUAUUCACUAGGAAUGAAGCCAUACAAGGGCAUGAAAGGAAACGAGGUCAUCCAAAUGAUUGAGAGCGGCGAACGUAUGAACAGCCCUGUCAACUGUCCCCCUGAGAUGUAUGACCUCAUGAAGAAAUGCUGGACCUACAAGCCGGAUGAAAGGCCUGGGUUUUUAGUCGUUGAGUCGAGGCUUAGAGACUUCUACUAUGACAUAUCAUCGCAGUGAAAUCAUCCCAGUCAGCUGCCUUUGGAGAGAAGUGGAGGAAGGAGUUUCACUUGGGACCUCAGGGCUGGUGUUUUUCCUCUGCAAAAGUUACUUUACCGGAUAGGAUUUAAAUGCAUUUGGUUCAGUCCACGUUUUUGUUUUAAUCGUAUCUGAAAGGUGAGAUCCAAGAACUGUUUAUCACUUCUGUAAAGCCGGCUCAUGGAGAUUCCUAUCAGGUGCUAGUGUUGCGUUCUUGGCACCAGUGGCUUUUUGGAAGUAACUCUCAUUUUAAAAGUGUUAUACAGAUACAGUAUACCUUGAUUAUAAACAGUAUUUGAAGAGAGAACACAUGGUACAUUGAACACAAAUGAGUAUUAAACCUAACUAAACAAAUUGUUGUAAAUUGGGCUUAAUUUAAUUGAUUUAUUUUUAAUUGACUGGAAUUUGUCACAACUUUUGUUAACUUCACUUAAUUGACAUUUUGUGAUGCUUUUAUUCCAUGAUUCUGCUCAAAUUAUGUAUCAAAAUGCUUUUUCCUCAUCGUGUUAUAGUAAAUGCUGUAUCUGAUGUAAAUUAUUGUGUUCUGGUAUACAUUAAAUGAUGACUUAAUU